Molecule: messenger RNA, 978 nt
Organism: Oikopleura dioica
Lineage: Eukaryota; Metazoa; Chordata; Appendicularia; Copelata; Oikopleuridae
Source: the annotation of a GenBank genome assembly
AUGAAACUCCUUGCCACCGUUACCGCCUCUGCCCUCGCCGCCUCCUGGGAAUACCCCGAAACCUUCGGAGUCGAUGGCUCCUCCUGGGGAGACGAGUGCACCGACCAGGUCCGCGGGUCGCCAAUCGACUUGGACUACACUUACAGAAACUUCCACUUCAUGGACUGCGCUGAGAACUGGAACAUGACCGGCUACGAUCAGCAGGCUUCCUGGAACUUUGCUGACAACGAGCACACCAUCGUCCUCACUUCUGACGACUACGACGCUAAGUUCUCUGGCGGACACAUUGGCAACGAAUACCAGUUCCACUCUUUCCACUUCCACUGGGGUGACAAGGCCGGCCAGGGUGGCUCCGAACACACCAUCAAUGGACACCACACCUUCGCCGAGGUCCACUUCGUCCACUACCGAUCCGACAUCGACCUCGUUACCGGUCUUGGCCUCGGCGACGGUCUUGCCGUCCUUGGCUUCAUGAUCGAGGUCACCGAUGGUGACGAAUCCAACGAGGCCAUUGGCGAACUUGCCCGACGACUUCGAUGGCACUCGAACAAACAGGGCAACGAAGACGGAUCCUUCCGACACUUCGAUUUCUCCAUCAGCAACUUGAUCGAAGGCGUCGAUCUCUCCAACUUCUACCGAUACGAAGGAUCCCUCACCACCCCACCAUGCUCCGAAGCCGUCCAGUGGACCGUAUUCAAGGACCCCAUCCGAAUCAGCCGACAAACCGCUGCCAAUUUGCUCCGAUCCGCUGAUCUUGCUGAUGAACACAUCGAAGACAACUUCCGACCAGUCCAGCCUCUUGCCGACCGAAACGUCAUCUUCUACUCGGACUCCUCCGCCGCCUUCAAAGCCGCUUUCCGAAACGAGCGAAACUUCGACCGCGAACGAGAGUUCCGAGACUACGACUGGCUCAACAACUACCACGAGGACGACCACCACCACGAUCACGAACACGACCAUCACCACGACGAUGAGUAA